CAUCAUCUUUGUACCAAACCGACCAGUGAACAUGAGCGGAAGAGGAAAGGGAGGAAAGGGACUCGGCAAAGGAGGCGCCAAGCGUCACCGUAAAGUCCUCCGUGACAACAUCCAGGGCAUCACCAAGCCCGCUAUCCGCCGUCUGGCCCGCCGCGGCGGAGUGAAGCGCAUCUCCGGUCUGAUCUACGAGGAGACCCGCGGUGUGCUGAAGGUCUUCCUGGAGAACGUGAUCCGCGACGCCGUCACCUACACCGAGCACGCCAAGAGGAAGACGGUGACCGCCAUGGAUGUGGUCUACGCCCUCAAGAGACAGGGACGCACCCUGUACGGCUUCGGGGGAUAAAGGCCGACUGCUGUUAUAAACCAAACGGUCCUUUUAAGGGCCACCCACGUUCUCUAUAAACAGCUGACUUCCUUGUAAAUAACCAGUGAUCAGAACGCUAAGAUCUAAUUGUUAUGUGUCCAUAUUAAUACUAAAGUCCGUCACGAUCCAGCCUCAAUGAUGAUAGCAGGUCAGAUAACCAAUAGACCAUUUUUAUGAAACCAGAAACUGAAAUGCCAACAUUCAAUCAUGAUGGCAGCGGUGCCCACAAGCUACUCCUCAACUGACCAAGUGAUGGCGAUCUGCUCCUCUGAGGACCACCUUGCCCUCUGAACUCUACCAGCUGCACCUCGAUGUCAUAAUCCUCACUGCCGUGUAAAAUAAAGCAAUCGACGGAGGCCGUAUGUGAGACUUCUCUAUCGCCGUGUGUUGUGCUUAUUGUACAAAAGAGGUGAUGGAGGAAUAAAAGACAUCAGAG
Gasterosteus aculeatus aculeatus (three-spined stickleback) is the source of this 800-nucleotide messenger RNA. RefSeq names its product histone H4. Gene Ontology annotation, molecular function: protein heterodimerization activity; DNA binding; structural constituent of chromatin. Gene Ontology annotation, cellular component: nucleosome. The record is from RefSeq and is a predicted model, not a curated record. NCBI's taxonomy places the organism in Eukaryota, Metazoa, Chordata, Actinopteri, Perciformes, Gasterosteidae.